AUGUUGCUCUCCACCACCGUGGCGCGACCGCUGCAGCUGCUCACUCGGUUCAUGCAAUGGGCCAGUGCGGUCAUUGUGAUGGGCAUCACCUCCUACUUCAUCCACCGGGGUCCUCGCGGCCAACACAUCAUCUACGAUGAAGUUAUUUCCACCAUCUCCGUCGUUUUCUUCCUCCCUGCCUUCAUCUCCCCCUUCAUGCCCCACGCCCUCAGCAAAUUCGUCCUCGCCAUCGACGUGAUCUUCUCCUACCUGUGGCUCACCUCCUUCAUCUUCGCCGCCCAAGACUACGACUGGCACAACUGCGGCGCCAACGCCCCUCCCGGCGCCUCUUGCGCACUGAAGAAAGCCAACGAGGCCUUUAUCUUUUUGACUUUUAUUUUCACCUUCUUCGCUAUCUUCCUCGAAGUCGCUGCCCUCUGGGCUUAUCGGCGCGAGAACGCCGGCCCUAUCCGCGAGAAGAACACGGGUGGUGCGCACGGCGGACCGGCGGAUGCGCCUGUUGCUGCUACGGCUUAA
Molecule: messenger RNA, 516 nt
Organism: Aspergillus saccharolyticus JOP 1030-1
Lineage: Eukaryota; Fungi; Ascomycota; Eurotiomycetes; Eurotiales; Aspergillaceae
Exons: 4
Coding region: 1-516 (171 amino acids)
Cellular component (GO): membrane
Source: RefSeq, a predicted model, not a curated record